Messenger RNA from Saprolegnia parasitica CBS 223.65, 605 nucleotides. RefSeq lists its product as hypothetical. The coding region runs from base 1 to 531 and encodes 176 amino acids. NCBI's taxonomy places the organism in Eukaryota, Oomycota, Saprolegniomycetes, Saprolegniales, Saprolegniaceae. The record is from RefSeq and is a predicted model, not a curated record. The transcript has a single exon.
AUGACGCAUGUCCAAGGCGUGCACCUGCAUUUGCUAGAUGAUGGACUGUUUGCGGCAACCGAGUUUCGGCCAAUCCGAUGGCGUAUCCGGAUAUGGAAUUUCGAAGCCUUUGUGUGCGACAUUGCCAACGACUCGAUCGACGUGCCCGACGCGUCCAUCGACGUUGCGCUCGUGGUUUUCGUGCUCUCGGCGAUCCUUCCGGGGGCCAUGGACGCGGUCGUCGCCAAGCUGCACAAGGCGCUCAAGCCCGGCGGCCUCGUGUGCUUUCGCGACUACGGCCUCUACGACCUCGCGAUGCGCCGGUCGACCAAGCGCAUUGGCAGCGACGAGGCCGACGCGCUCUACUUUCGCGGCGACGGCACGCUGGCGUCCUUCUUUUCGGUACAGGCCGUCGCUGAUGUCUUUGGCAAGUAUUUCGAGGUCGUCGAGAACGAGUACAACACGGUGCGCCUUCGCAACCGCAAGACGGGCACCAACAUGGACCGCGUCUUUGUUCACGCGAAACUGCGCAAGCCACUCGACGCCUUGUAGCACGAUUUUGGAAAGCCAAUGCGUCGGUAAAGUUACACUUGUCGCACAACGAUCAUACCAAGAAGAGUUUAUUA